Molecule: messenger RNA, 3398 nt
Organism: Physcomitrium patens
Lineage: Eukaryota; Viridiplantae; Streptophyta; Bryopsida; Funariales; Funariaceae
Source: RefSeq, a predicted model, not a curated record
UGUUUGUUUGUUUGUUUGUUUGUUUUUGUUUUUUUUUUUUUUUUUGUUUUUUUUGUUUUUUUUCUGUCAACGAUUCCUUUUGAAUGAGAGCGUCGUCACUGUCAUCAUCAUCGCCAUCGAUGUUGUGAAUAUGUGUGAGUGACCGACUGGUUUUGUCUUUUUUGCCUCUCGAAGAGCGUUAUCGCAGACUUAUUUGGUUUCGGCGAGUCUAAGGUGAGGAGGUGGAGUUGGGAAAAAAACGAGGCGGAAGAAUGUGUGCUGUGCCCUGGGGUCAUGAGGAACGAAGCAAGUGUGUGGAAUUUAGGGAAGAGAGGAGGAUGGUGAAAGGAUUAAAUUUUUUGAGUCCUUGAGAGUGAGGGUAGAAUUGGAGAAGCGAAUUUGGAGUGUCUGUGAAGGUGAAAAUUUAUCGUGCUUCUGGGUUCAUGGGGCUGGUAGGAGCGAUUUGGGUUUGGAGAGUGUGGAGUUGGGUUGCGGAAGUGCGGCAUUGGGGUUGAGUGAUCAGGUGCUAAUUGAGGGGAAAAAGGUGGAUGGGCUGUUAAAAUUGAAGGUACAGAUGUCCAUGUUUUCUUGAACAGCUUCUAAUUAUUGUGCGGUGAAACAAUUCCGUUCGUUUCUUAACAAGAAGAAGUGCUGUAUUUUGUUCUAGGUUUUUAGUAACGUGGUUCAUGAAAGUCUUUCUGUUUGAAUUUUCUUGAUUUCUGUUUGUUUUGAAUUUUUUUUUUAAGGCGCUCUAUGCCAGUACAAAUUUACAGCUAAAAAACGUGGUUUCAUAUCACGCAUUUAUCUGGAGAAGUUGAAAAGCACAGAGAGAUGAACUCUAGUUCAACUCCAUCACCUUCGAAGACGGUUCAAGGAAGCGGAUGAGCUCGUAAAUAACAAGGCAAUCUUCAAUAUGCUUCCGAAUAUUACGAAUGGAGGUGGAAUUUUAGGACUUGCCCGGAUAAAGCUCCAGGAAAUUUUGCCAGAAGAUGGUGCAGCCUCUGCCGGUUACAGUCGUGCAUUAGAGAAAUUAUCACUCUCCUUGACUCGAAACAAUGCUGCAAUAAUUGAAAUUAGUUCGGAAGAUGCAGCACUUGUACGUUGUGCUCUUGAAUCUGCAAAGCUUUACUUUCGGAGCAGAUGCCACACUGCGUCUUUAUGGAACUCGUCAGAUUGGCUCAAGCUCUCGGGUUACUUGGCUGCUCCUGCAAGAGACAUGUACUUUUAUCGGGCGGGAAGAACUUUGAAAGGUGAAGAGACAGAGCCACCUCCUCCAUGUAUUCCUGAGGUUUUCAGAUGUUUUGGGAAAGCCUCUCGUGCUUGUUUGAGUGGAAUUGCUCGUCAUCUUCGACUUCGUGGAGAUGCGUUUGGUCAGCUUCUGGACGAAGCUCCUCUUGCGAAUGGAGAGAUAUCCUCAUCUGUGCUGACGGCUACAGCAUUCCAUGCUGUGGGACCAGGCGAAAAGGGAGCCAUGAAAGACUCCGGUGUGUUACAGGAAGUCGAAAAGGGGUUUUUGCUUCUUAUUGCUUCUGAUACGCCUGGGCUACAGGUACGAGAUUCGAGUGGCCGUUGGUACCUGGCUGACAAUGCGCUGGGUCCAGGGGACCUCUUGUUACUUACAGGAAAGACAUUGGAACAAGCUACUGCUGGUAUCCGGAGGGCUUGCACCUACCGUGUAGUCCCUGUAACUCAGACAACUGUGAACGCCUUCUCAGGCAGGUGUGUUAGAACAUCCUUAGCAUUUCGAUUGAUGCCUCGUAUGAGUGCUACUAUUGACUGCACUGCUGUAGCAGAAGCUGGUCACGUCAUCCCUGAUGGAUAUGGACCCAUUCCAGUGCAAAUAUUUCUCAACAAUGUAAUUGCUUCUGAAUACUCAAUUGCCAACAGUUCAAAUUUAAAUAUUGAACCAAUCACCACCAUUGCAGAGCCAACGUUGCGGAGUGCUCUUUCUGACCCUCUGACGGGUGCCCUAUUGGAGGAUGCAAUGGCAUCUUUUUGUGGUCACUCGUAUGGUGGUGGGACUUUACAAAGAGUAUAUGAUACGAUGCAAUGUACAACGUGUGGGGCCACAGUGGAGGGCAGCUCUAUGGUUCACAAUCUUGCCUUGAGAGCAGCUGCUACUGCUUUCAAAGGGUUGGAACGAAUAAGGCAGUUACAUUCUGGAUCUUUGCGGCUCGACAAACGUAAAAGAGAGAUCGGAGAGCAAGUUGAUUUGACCGGACUAAAAAGGCCUGAAAAGGAACUUCCAAAAACAGCCGAGAAGGAUAUUAGUCCUCAUUCUAGCAGUCAAGGGAAAGGAGUGCAGUAUCCAUUCUCUGUCAAUGAGAAAGUUAUGAUCAAGGGUAACAAACGCACACCUGAAAAGUUUGUAGGAAGGGAAGCUUGCAUCACUUCUCAAUGUCUAAAUGGAUGGUACCUGGUGCGGUUGUUGGACAAUGGAGAGAGUGUGCGUUUGCAAUAUCGAUCCUUGGCUAGGGCAGCUGGAGAGCACAAUGGCUUGGGCGAUGAGGGACGAGUUCCAGCCAUCCAAUCGUGAUGCAUGUAGGGUCUGUCCUUCCAAGUUUCAUUGGACAUUUCGUCCUUGGAAUGUUGGAGUCCUGGUAGGUGCUCCCGUGCCCAACGAAGAAUUUUCGAACACUUCGUCUCUUUGUAUAUUGCAUUACACAUUCGAGACGUUCAGGCACUCGCUGGCGACCUCAUGCUAGCGGCUCACAGGGCUCAAAAUACGACCAACUUGUCUCCAUCUGACUUUUUAAGACAUCCUUUAUGAUCCACUUGUCUCCAUCUGGAUAGAGGGCUACCAACUUUCCGCGUUGCCUAUUUCUGCAACAAUCCCUCAAAACUUUGCACCCAUCAGAUGGCAAGUAUGUAAAAUCGACCCAGGCCUACCCUUUUUCAUUGUGAAGCUGGUCCUUUUGUAACUGUCUCCAGGCUUUUCCGUUAUCAGAGGUUUAGGGUAGUAAUCCUGGUAGAAAGACGAUCAACAUCCUCAUUAUUCUUCUUACCUGAAACGUGGUAAAUUUCAAACUGUGCUCUCUCAAAUGUUUCGCAAAAUGGCUCACAACAAUAUAGGACAUGGAGAACUCUUUGCAACGAUUGCAGGGAAGCGUUGCAGAGAAAAGGUCCCUGCGGGUAUGAUUCUGUAACGACUAGGCAGUUACCCGACGAUGUACCAAAUAGUGACCUUCCACUUGAAGGAGCUACUCUGGGCCGAAUCUUGUAUUUUAGUUUCAUAAAGUGCCCACACGUUUUGGUGGCUUUUUCCAGUGAUGCUCUAUCAAUCGUUGCAAUGUCGAGAAUGUGUACAUUGCUCUCUUGGGCAGAAUUCAAGAGAAAAUUUCUUAUAGAGUCUAGGAGCCCUCCUGGGAUUUUUGGGCACAAAUUUAAUGCUACUUUGAGGAAAUUCUUCGCAAGCAGAA